UACAAGAAAAUAUGAGGAGCAAGAUAAUAUAUAAUGUCGUUUUACCACCGCUAAGUAAAAACAAUCACAUUGUAACUUUCAAGGUGAUGAAAAGAGCUCAAAAUUCACAAGCUAUAAUUAACGCUGGUUUUUGUUAUAAGCUAGAUAAUACGAACCGAGUAGUAUCAUCCCGAAUAAUAUACUCAGGAUUACGAACAGGAUACUCUAGAGCCUGUAAAACUGAAAUGUGUUUACAAGGCAAGAAUUUGUUCGACAAUAACACUUUACAAACGGCAAUACAGGUAUUAGUAAAAGAACUUAUCAUUGAAGAAAUGCCCUACAACUCGGUUGAAUACAGAAGGAGACUGGCCGUUGGACUUUUUUACAAGGGCUUAUUAUCUCUGUGUCCACCAAGUAUCCUGAACUCCAGAUAUAAAUCCGGUGCAGUAAAGCUACAUCAGUCGCGAGGAGUAUCGAGUGGAAAGCAAGUCUACACCACUGACAGUAGCGUAUGGCCAAUCAAUGAACCUAUUAACAAAGUGGAAGGAUUGAUUCAAUGCGCAGGAGAAGCUCCCUAUGCAGAGGACCUAAUUUCAUUGCCGAAUGAAGUUUAUGCAGCAUUUGUACUGAGUACUGUAGGCCGAGGACAAAUAGAUCAAAUAGAUGCAACUGAGGCUUUAAAUACCAAGGGUGUCAUCGCGUUUUAUACAGCCAAAGAUAUUCCUGGUGCAAAUUCCUUUACUAACGGUGUAACUGAAACAACCACAGAUGAAGUAUUACUAAGUGAUGGCGAAAUUAAUUUUUAUAACCAGCCUAUAGGAAUAAUUGUCGCAGAAAGUAAUGUAAUAGCUCAAAGAGCGGCAAAAUUGGUAAACGUUAAAUAUAGUUCCUCAAAAAUACCUAUUGUAGAUGUUAAAGUAGCGAAAACGUUAACAGAAAAUGUAAGUCUUGUGAAGACGAUAAAUGCAAGUAAGGAAGGUAAUGACAUUGUCACUGUUAUACGAGGCAAUAACACUAUUUAUGGACAGUAUCAUUUCUGUUAUGAAAACGUAGUUUGUGUAUCAUGGCUGACAGAAGAAGGAAUAUCGGUUCGUUCAUCUACUCAAUGCUCUGACUCAGAUCAAGCAGCAGCAGCGCGAUGCUUAAACAUUGAUCAGAAUAGGAUUGACGUCGACGUUCGCCGUUGUGGUGGAGCGUUUGGCCUUAAGAUCACUCGCGGCCUUCAAGUUUCAUCAGCAUGUACUCUAGUUACCUACAAGUUAAACCGCCCAUGUCGAUUUAUUUUACCAUUACAAACAACAAUGAGGAUCGUUGGGAAAAGGUUUCCAUCCUCUGUUGACUAUGAGGUUGGCCUAAACAGUGAAGGUGUUAUACAGUACAUGGACUAUACUAUUUAUGAGGAUAACGGUUACUUAGUAAAUGAAACAAUAGUAGCACUUACUUACGACGUCUAUUAUAAUUGUUACCAGCAAGAUAGAUUUAACUUUAAGGCUUGUAAUGUUGUAACCGAUACAGCUUCUAAUACUUAUUGCAGAUCUCCAGGUACACUUGAGGCAAUUACAGCAACUGAAACGAUUCUUGAAAGGAUUUCUUAUGAAUUAAAUAUUGACCCUGUAACUGUACGUUUGUCUAACUUAGACCCAAAAUUUAAAAACAUACUAUGUGAAAUGGUAGAUAAUCUCAAAAAAGAUGCAAGUUACAAUGAGAGAAAGAAGCAGGUUGAAGAUUACAAUAGCAAAAAUCGCUGGAAAAAACGUGGUUUGAGAUUUAUAUUUAUGAAAUGGAAAUCUACACCUUCAUAUUAUUCUGACGUAAAUGUUUCUGUUUUACGUGGUGAUGGAACUGUAAUAAUAACGCACGGCGGUGUUGAAAUAGGUCAAGGAAUAAAUACUAAGGCAAUUCAAGUAUGUGCAUAUUACUUUGGUAUUUCUGUAGACAAAAUAAAAGUGAAAACCAAUAACACCACAUUUAAUCCUAAUACGAUGGCUACAAUCGGAAGCACAACUUCGCAAGCAAUUUGUAUUGGAGUUCAAAGAGCCUGUGAAAAUCUUCUUGAAAAAUUGAAGCCCUUAAGAAUAGAACUUAACAAUCCAAAAUGGGAAUCUUUAAUACAAGAAGCAUUUAAAAGAGGCAUUGAUUUGCAAAGUCAUGGUUUCGUUACCACCAAAGAUCUUCGCUACUUUGACGUUUACGGUAUUACCUUGGCUGAAGUCGAAAUUGACGUCCUAACAGGAGAGUGGAGUAUACUUAGAGUAGACCUUUUAGAAGACGUUGGUAGAAGUGUCAAUCCACUUGUUGACAUUGGUCAAAUAGAAGGUGCUUUCGUUAUGGGUCUGGGAUAUUUUACCACGGAGGAGUUAAUUUAUGACAAGACAGGAGAACUCCUGACUGACCGAACCUGGUCUUACAAGAUUCCUCAAGCAUUAGACAUUCCUAUAGAUUUUCGUGUUUAUUUUAAGCCAAAACCUUACAAUGACGAUCUAGUACUCGGUGCUAAAGCUGUUGGUGAACCGGCAACUGUGAUGGCUUUAUCAGUACCAUUUGCGAUGCGAGAAGCUAUUGUAUCCGCUAGAAACGAAGCUGGCAUACCGUCUAAUGAAUGGUUUCAAAUAGAUGGUCCUUACACAACAGAAAAAAUAUGUGUAGCAGCAGCUACAGACAUCAAGGACUUCAAAUUCUAUUAAAAUGAAUUAAUAUUCAUAAAUUUAAUUAUUCGUUUUUAGUUCAGAAUUAUGCAAAAUAUAUUUUUAAAUAUCUAAGUGAUUUAUAACGAGUUUUAGGAGUGCAUGUAACUGAAUUACUGAUCUCGGCAAAUGGCACUAAAACGGCUCUAGUUGCGAUAGAGCCCUAAAACCCUAACUUUCCAAAUCUACAGGUACAGGUACAUACAAAUACCUAUAUGUACUGAGAAAUGUAUAAAUAUAGAGAUAACAACGGUGUCUACCAAGAAAAUAAACCAGUUAUAUUUUAAAAAUAUAUUUCU
Molecule: messenger RNA, 2962 nt
Organism: Pieris brassicae (large cabbage white)
Lineage: Eukaryota; Metazoa; Arthropoda; Insecta; Lepidoptera; Pieridae
Product: xanthine dehydrogenase-like
Exons: 10
Coding region: 12-2663 (883 amino acids)
Molecular function (GO): iron ion binding; oxidoreductase activity
Source: RefSeq, a predicted model, not a curated record